UUGCUUUGGAGAGCGAGAAAGUACGAGGUGACCGGACUGAGCGUGAAGUGCGCUUACAAUGUGCGGAUAAAGGACACGCGCAAAACGGAAUCCAACGCAGGACUCGCGCGCCGUGCACGUUCAGGGUUUGAGGGCUGUGCGCGAAGAGAAAGGAGGGGACACAGAGAGGAGAUCAACAACAGUGAAGCCUACAUACGCAGCCUGAAACGACGUGCGAUGGAGGACCUGAGUGAAAUGGACUGUCCGGUGGUGAAGCGGCUCCUAAAGGACGACAGCGCAAAGUGCCUGCUGCUGGACUGCCGCUCCUUCCUCGCCUUCAGCGCAGGGCACAUCCGCGGCGCAGUUAACGCCCGCUGUAACACCAUCGUCCGCCGCAGAGCCAAGGGCUCCGUGCUGAGCCUGGAGCAGAUCCUUGCAGGGGAUGAGGAGGUCCGGGGCCGCCUCCGCUCCGGGAUGUAUUCCGCAGUGGUGCUGUACGAUGAGAGGACGCCGGACGCUGAGACAGUGAAGGAUGACAGCAUUCUGACUGUGGUCCUCAAUGCGUUGUGCAGGGACUCAGCUGGCACACAAGUAUACCUGCUUAAAGGUGGAUACGACAGGUUUUUCGCAGAGUACCCAGAGUAUUGUUUAAAGACCAAAUGCUUGCCGUCCCUCACCAGCCAGUCCAGCAUUGACUCUGCCUGCUCGUCCUGUGGGACACCCAAUCACGAUCAGGGGGGCCCAGUGGAGAUCCUCCCGUUCCUCUACCUUGGCAGUGCCCUCCACGCCUCAAAGAAAGAGGUUUUGGACAGCAUCGGGAUCUCUGCGUUGCUGAACGUGUCCGCCAACUGUCCGAACCACUUUGAAGGGGCAUACCAGUACAAGUGUAUUCCUGUGGAGGACAACCAUAAAGAAGACAUCAGCUGCUGGUUCCUGGAGGCUAUUGAGUUCAUAGAUUCAGUAAGAGACUCCGGUGGACGAGUUCUGGUCCACUGUCAAGCAGGCAUCUCUCGCUCUGCAACCAUCUGCCUCGCAUACCUGAUGAAGAGGAAGCGUGUGCGUCUGGACGAAGCAUUCGAGUUUGUGCGCCGCCGUCGCAGCAUCAUCUCCCCCAACUUCAGCUUCAUGGGUCAGCUGCUGCAGUUCGAGUCACAGCUCCUUGCCACAUCGUGCGCUGCAGAAGCUGCCGCCACAGCCAGCCCUCUGCUGGGACCCAAGUCCUCAACGAUCACGACCUCAACGUCAACGACACCAACCUCCCCAUUCAUUUUCAACUUUCCAGUGUCUGUGGUGAACAGCGCAUACCUGCACCACAGCCCGCUCACGACCUCCCCCGGCUGCUGAUGGACAGCCAAUCACAACCUUCCCCCCCACAAAAAACUAACUAUCUGAGCACAGACUUGGCUGCCAUUGUCUGGAUGAGCGGUCAGUCUUACUGACUGCUUCAAGAUGUACAUGCUUCCAGGGUGGGGGAGGUAAAAAGCGUCAUGGUGCCUGAUUCAGAACUCAAAGACUGAAAAACCAAUCUUUUUACAGUUCAGAAACCAGCCAACGCUCCUUCAGUUUUAACACAAGAUUUCUUCAGAUUGACCAAAAAUGAACUGGCUUUCAAAACCUGUCUCAGUACACAAGUUCUGACGGAGUGUUGGACUGACAUUUGCUGAAGUUACACCCUCUUUCUUGAGAAAACAAAAAUAAAACAACAACACGCACAGAGGCACACGGAUACACACGCUGACACAGAGAGGCAUGAACGGCAGUGAACGCUCUCUGCCUCGCAAACACACGCGCACACACACACACACACAUAUUCAUGACUACCAACUGAAUAAGCUCAGUAUGAAGACAGGGUCUGUUGCUAUGGAGACAACAGGUCUUUAGGAGAGGAGAUGGACACAGGAAGGAAGGAGGAAUUUUAAGCACCCGCUCCUUCCCCUUUUGGUGUCCCUCCUGUUUCCAGACAAAAGAGAUGGAUGGAGAAAAGAGGGGAGGAGACAGUGAUAGAAAGCAGGAGCCUCUUCAGUGACAGGUGCUCUGCUGGCGAUCUGACCGGAGCUUCCUGUCUUUCAUACGUCCUCUUCCUCCCUCUGUCUCUCACCCACACCUUCCUUUCCUCUCAUCUCCUUUUCAUCCCCUUUUAUGCAUUCCCUCUUCCUCCUCCUCCUCCUCCUCCUCCUCCUCUUAUCGCUGCCUCUCAUCUUUACCCCGUCCAUCCUCUGUACCCUGCUGCCCAUCUCCUCACUGAAGAGGCUAAAUAAAUCAAAUAAGAUGCCAAAUAAUGGCCUGGGCCCUUGCUGAUGGACUGGGAAACCCCAUUGCAGGCCCCUGAUACACACUGUAGGAAACCCCAUCUGCCACAUCACAAAAAAGUAGUUUUUCGAGGACAGAUAAACAAAUAACGCCUUUGCAAAAAAUGUUUUUUUGCAUGUGUCGUUUCUGGGACACUUUGGUUCUUGAAUUUUAGAUCACAGCCCCAGUUUAGGAGCACAGUGGCUUUGGGAGAUGCUUAAGACAUAGACAGAGCUGCUUAAAGAACCAUGCUGGUGGUGAUGUAUGUUUUAACCCAUUAUAAAUAAUUUUUGCCUUAUGGUUGACCAUUUUCCAAAACAUACUUUUUAUACAUGGGUAUUUGUUCAUUUCCUUGGGGUACUUAAGUGAACUGAAAACAUAGGCUCCUAUGUUUUGAAAAAUGGUGAUUAUUUAGUUAAUGGGGAAAAUGUGCACCAGCAAUGGGUCUUUUAAGAUGUUUGUGCCUUGUUCAUAAAGGUAUCCCCUGGACUUUGGUGUUCCUGGAUUUGCCAAUGAAACAAUACUUUUUCCUUAGCUGCUAGAAAACAUAACGCUGAAUGUUAAUCAGCCUUGAAAUUCAGCAGGGCAGUACGGCCUCUUUUCUCUCAUUGUCAGAAGAGCAAAAGCUUCUCUUACCAUAAACUCACAGAUCCAUACAAAUGCACAUAAAUGCAUCCAACACUUUGUUUUAUUAGGCAUCAGAUGACAAAACUAGAAACAACAAAUGUAUAAAAAGCAAUGCUUUGAAUGGAUUCUCCAAACUGAAGACACCAUUCCUAAACCGUUGAUGGACUUUCAAAUGUUACUGUAAGAUGAUGAUUCUCAGACAUAUAUUUCUUUUUGCAGUGUGCUUCAUCUUGAAUCAGAGGAAUUUAGAGGCAAUAUUUACAUCCUUUGAUGUUUUCACAGAUCCUCAAACAGUAGCUGCAUUUCUAAAAAGACUGGAUAUUCAAAAUGUUUUUUACACUCUGCUUUAAAAACAUCAGGGACCCUCAGUGUUGCUCCUUGUGAGGAUAACCCAGGAAAAACAAAACUCAAUCACCUUCUGGUUUCACAUUUCAAAUCCAUACUGAAAGUGGAGAAAGGGAGGAAAAGAGAAAGAGGCCUAGGCCUUUGUGGUCACAGGAAGUUGUCCUUAAGCUCAUUGAGUGUAUGCCUGAUGUCCUGAUGUGCAUGCACACACACACAUACAUACAUAUGUACCACAAUCAUGACCCCGUUGUUGCAGACUUGUCCAAAGUUCAGUGUGUAGCAUUUUGUUGGGAGUCCUGCAAUACUGUACAAUCUGUUCAAGGAAAGAAACAAUAGCAGUGACUUCUUUGGGAUGUAAUACCCAAGCUUCAUGUCAAAUCCUUCUCAAUACCACAGUCUGAGACAAUGUUUGUAGUGCUCUGCCUUUAAACGGGCCAAGCUCUACACUCUUUGCUAGACAUCCAAAGGCACAAAGUCCAACCAUGGUUGUUUUUUUUUAACCUGGGUCCCCAUGUACGGACAAAACAAACAGACAGAUUCACACACAUCCACACAAGGUUUCAAAGAAAACAUAUGGUUCUGUUUUUGAAGAUUGUCAGCACCUAUCUCUGUAGCACUUUGAAGUGAUGCAAUACUGUAUUUAUAAUUUAUGAGUCAUUUGUGCAUCAUGGUUACGGUAGGCUGGCUAAACUUUGCAUCACAUGAUUUUAUUGAUGCAAAGUGAGGCCUAAAGAGAGAGAGAGAGAAAAGAGAGCCAAUCAGUUAAAAAGGCAAUAUUUUCUACACAUUGUGUGGUACCUGUCUGUCAGCCUGUCUGCCUCUCUGUGUUAGUCCAUCUGUCUUGACUGUCUCUCUGUCUGGUCAAUGCUGUUUACCCAUCAUGGCAAUAUCAAUCCUUCACUCGGACAUUUAUAUAUAGAAAAAAAACUUUCCCUCAAUUUUAUUGUGGAAUGACUGAUCUGUGGAUUUAUUUAUUAAUGAAGAGCCACUGUUGAAUAAACAAUGUUCUUAAUUAA
Molecule: messenger RNA, 4256 nt
Organism: Notolabrus celidotus (New Zealand spotty)
Lineage: Eukaryota; Metazoa; Chordata; Actinopteri; Labriformes; Labridae
Gene: dusp4
Product: dual specificity phosphatase 4
Exons: 4
Coding region: 217-1323 (368 amino acids)
Biological process (GO): endoderm formation; negative regulation of MAPK cascade; protein dephosphorylation
Cellular component (GO): nucleus; cytoplasm
Molecular function (GO): protein tyrosine/threonine phosphatase activity; MAP kinase tyrosine/serine/threonine phosphatase activity
Source: RefSeq, a predicted model, not a curated record